AUGGCGAGACCGAGGCCUCGAAUCCGCGCCGUACCGCGAGGCCCGGUGCUCCUCUUCCUCCUCGUCCCGCUCAUCUACUCCGUGUCCAGGCUGCACCCCUGGGCGCCGGCGGAGAAGGGCGUGUGCCUGCCACCCCCAACCGCGCUGAAGCGGCCUGACCGUCUCGUGCUCGGCCCCGCCGCCGGACAAGGCCGCCCCGACCGCCUCCAGUGCCAAGGACUUAGAGCUCUGAACAAGAUUGACCUAUCAAGUGAAGAGAACUAUUCUGGAGAACACAUUUCUUUUGUUACUGUAUUCACAACCUACAAUUCUGUCUCAGCUGGAGAUGGCAAAGUUCCAUCUGAUUCUGUAACUGUUGGAAACCAUUCUUAUAGCAAAAUAGAAAGAUCCAUGGCCAUUCUGAACACUUUCAUCAGUUUCAUAAGGGUAUCAAUGCCAAGAAGCAACGUGAUCAUAUUGACUGAUCCUGGUUCAAAAAUUUCAGUAAAUCAAGGGAGUGCUACACUAUUGCCUAUUGAAGGAAACUAUUCUCGAGGAAAUUUGAUGCUUCAAAGAAUAAAGACAUACAUUGCAUUUCUGGAGCAAAAACUUGUGGAAUUUGAUAGAAUGGAGGGGUUGAAUCAUUUUGUUUUGACUGAUUCCGAUAUAGCAGUGGUUGAUGAUCUUGGACAUAUAUUCAAAAAAUAUCCCCAUUGCCAUCUGGCUCUUACUUUUCGGAAUAACAAAGGGCAACCUUUGAACUCUGGGUUUGUUGCGCUUAAGGCUUCCCGUAUGCUUGGUGACCAAUUAGCACUGGCAUGGGUUGUCAAGUCUCAUCUACCAUCGGCUUUUGGAAAAUUUUCUAAGCAUGAGGCAUUUACUGGUGAAGUUAAUGGAGCAUCUGUUCUCUUCUUGCCUUGUGCUGUUUAUAAUUGGACCCCGCCUGAGGGUGCUGGACAGUUUCAUGGUAUACCCUUGGAUGUUAAGGUAUAA
This is a messenger RNA of Miscanthus lutarioriparius, 972 nucleotides long. Lineage: Eukaryota; Viridiplantae; Streptophyta; Magnoliopsida; Poales; Poaceae. The record is from the annotation of a GenBank genome assembly.